AUGUCCACUAGACUCGAGCUGCCCGCUGUGGACGGGGUGAGUUUCCGUUUCAGUAAGCAGCAUCAUCGUAUGCGUUUCGCCAUCGAGAACUCGCUGAGAGUGUCCGUGGAUCCGCCAGGCGGCGAGGACUGGACUGAGGGCCUGGACCGACCUUCGUGCGUGGUGAAGCUCGUUCUCGAGAAGUCCAAGUGGAUCCAGGGUCAGCGUUGGACCAGGCGCGUCAGCGACCCCGUGCGCUCUCACGCCCCUUGUCAGCAGGCGUCCUCGAGUCGGAUGGCGCUGGCGCGGCCGCGGCCGCGGCCCCGGAGGACGCCGGCAACACCCUGA
Messenger RNA from Prorocentrum cordatum, 327 nucleotides. NCBI's taxonomy places the organism in Eukaryota, Dinophyceae, Prorocentrales, Prorocentraceae. The record is from the annotation of a GenBank genome assembly.